AACUCUUGCGCCCAAACAACAACUCACUCUACGAGAAAUUCUGGUGCCUCGAUUCCUUCUCCGCCAUCGCCUGAUUUACCGUGUUGUGCGAUAUUGCUGCAAUCCUCAACGAUUGCAUUGAAACCGAGUCCAGCCCCCAACUCCUUUACCGACCGCCAUCAUGCCGAGCCCCAUGAGCAUUCUCUACUACGCUGUUCACCCCAGUGAACUGCGCUCUAUCAUCCAAUGGAAAGUAUGGCACAACCCCGUACACGAGCGCAACGAGGCGAAAGAAAGCGAAUCCCUGAAACGAUGCUUUCACUUCCUCAACAAGACAAGCCGUAGUUUCGCCGCCGUCAUCCUCGAAUUGCACCCUGAUCUUUUGGUGCCCGUCACACUAUUUUACCUGGUACUGCGAGGUCUCGAUACCGUGGAGGAUGACAUGACCAUACCUCUGGCGAAGAAGGAGCCUAUUUUGCGCAACUUCCAGGAUCUCCUAGAGCAGGAUGGAUGGAACUUUACCGAAAAUGGCCCCAACGAGAAGGACAGGCAGCUUCUGGUCGAGUUCAAUGUAGUGAUUGAGGAGUUCAAGAAGAUCAAGCCAGCCUACCAGGAGAUCAUCAAGGACAUCACCAAGCGCAUGGGUAACGGCAUGGCCGACUACGCGAACAACGCUGAAUUCAAUGCUGGUGUAGACACCAUCAAGGACUACGAACUCUACUGCCAUUACGUCGCAGGUCUCGUUGGCGAGGGUUGCACGCGCCUCUUUGUUGAGGCUGGGUUGGCGAACGCAGCGCUACUGAAGAAGCCCGAGCUCAUGGAGUCCAUGGGUCAGUUCCUCCAGCAGGUCAACAUCACCCGUGACAUCAAAGAGGACCUCGAUGACGGACGGCGAUUCUGGCCAAGAGAGAUUUGGUCCAAGCAUGUCGACAAGUUUGAAGACCUGUUCAAGGAGGAGAACAAGCAAAAGGCACUCAACUGCAGCUCAGAGAUGAUUCUGACUGCGUUGACUCGGGCUGACGACUGCUUAUAUUAUCUAGCUGGUCUCCGGGAGCAGAGCGUGUUCAACUUCUGUGCUAUUCCGCAGACCAUGGCGAUUGCGACGCUGGAGACGUGCUUCCAGAACUACGCCCUUUUCCAGAAGAACGUCAAGAUUACCAAGGGCGAGGCGUGUCAGUUGAUGGUAGAGUCGACACAGAACCUGCAGCUUGUCUGCGAGGUCUUCAGGCGAUAUGCUCGCAAGAUCGCCAAGAAGAACAACCCACAUGACCCCAAUUUCCUGAAGAUUAGCAUCACAUUGGGAAGAAUUGAGCAAUUCAUCGAGUCGAUAUUCCCGUCGCACCAACCUCCAGUCGACAGGAAGUUGCCAUCCAGCAUAGAGGAGGCAAUCAAGAAACAAAAGGAAGACAACGAAGCCAAAUGGGACCUGAUUUACAUCAUCGCGGCUGUUUUGGGAACCGUCCUCUUUAUGACCUUCAUUAUGCUUGGUAUCGCCUGGCUCGCUGGUGCUCGUUUCGACAUUGCCUAUUCUCAAUUCAAGACUGAGUUUGGCAAGCUCAUGAGCCUCGCAGGAUUAGACAACGGCACGGCGCAAGUAACAGAGGUGCAUGAGACUCUGGUCAAGAGUGAACUAUGA
Messenger RNA from Pyrenophora tritici-repentis Pt-1C-BFP, 1615 nucleotides. Its product is annotated as ERG9, Phytoene-squalene synthetase. Gene Ontology annotation, biological process: ergosterol biosynthetic process; farnesyl diphosphate metabolic process. Gene Ontology annotation, cellular component: endoplasmic reticulum membrane. NCBI's taxonomy places the organism in Eukaryota, Fungi, Ascomycota, Dothideomycetes, Pleosporales, Pleosporaceae. Gene Ontology annotation, molecular function: squalene synthase [NAD(P)H] activity. The record is from RefSeq and is a predicted model, not a curated record.